This is a messenger RNA of Amphimedon queenslandica, 740 nucleotides long. Its product is annotated as calcineurin B homologous protein 1-like. The record is from RefSeq and is a predicted model, not a curated record. Lineage: Eukaryota; Metazoa; Porifera; Demospongiae; Haplosclerida; Niphatidae. The coding region runs from base 44 to 628 and encodes 194 amino acids. Gene Ontology annotation, molecular function: calcium ion binding. The transcript is spliced from 7 exons.
AUACAAUUAGCCCCGCCUCCAAAUAAAUCCAGAACUUGCAAGAAUGGGUAACUCGAGUUCUAUCAAUUUAACUGAAGAAGAUUACGAGCAAAUAAGAGCCGAGACUGGCUUCGAUAAUAGUCAAAUCCGUCGCCUCUACUCAAGAUUUUCUCACCUAGACAAGAGAAGCAAGGGCUACCUAACUCGCCAAGACUUGAUGCUGAUACCCGAUCUGGCCAUCAAUCCUUUAGGAACAAGAAUCAUUGAUGUAUUCUUCCUUGACGAAGAGAAUUCCAGUCGAGUUGUUGAAGAGGUUAAUUUCCGUCAGUUCAUACGCACGCUUGCUCUCUUUCAUAAUAAAAACAAAGGGGAUGGUACUACCAGCUGUGAUGAAAAGAGGAUUGAAUUCUUAUUCAAGAUAUAUGACAAGGACAGAGAUGGGAAGCUAUCAAAAGAUGACCUAGCACAUGUCCUGUCUUGUCUGGUUGGUCAUCAUAUAGCACAGGAGCAGGUCUACUCCAUUGUCAAGAGAACAAUGAGAGAAGCUGAUAUCAAUGAAGAUCAAUUUAUAUCUCUUGAAGAAUUUAAACAAGCUUUGAAAGAUAUCGAUAUUCAGAACAAGAUGACAUUCAACUUUUCAAGAACAUAACAGAAAUGAGAAUGAUAAUAAUAACAACAAUAAUAAUAAUAAUAAUAAUUAAUAUGAUUAUAAAAGAACGCUAAUGAGAGAUAACACAAAAGUUUUUAUUACAACAACAAAA